GGAGGGGUGAGCCAUCUCUGCUGCCUGAGUUGCAAUUACACCUACAAAUGCCUUCUGUGUUGUAUGGUGCCUGCAUUCUGGCUCUUAAAUUCCUUUGGCUGUUUGUGGUGUUAGAAGCAACUACCAGAACCUAUUAUGUUGGGAUUGUGGAGGAGAACUGGGACUAUGCACCAACUGGGAAGAAUCUGAUUACAGGACAAAGCCUCACAGAAGAUGAACAUGCGAGUGGGUUUGUGAAGAGAGGAGCCAACAGAAUAGGACGUAUUUACAAGAAAGCUGUUUAUAAACAGUUCACAGAUGGUACCUACAUGCAGGAGAUUCCUAAGCCAUCCUGGUUGGGGUUCCUCGGUCCAGUGAUGAAGGCUCAAGAAGAGGAUAUCUUUGUUGUUCACUUAAAGAACUUUGCUUUCCGUCCAUAUUCUCUGCAUCCACAUGGUCUCUUUUAUGACAAAGAUUCUGAAGGAGCCCUCUACCCAGAUGGAACAAGUGGCAAAAGCAAAGAGGAUGAUAUUGUUGUUCCUGGUGGAAAUUAUACGUAUACAUGGCCAGUGAAGAAAGAGUAUGCCCCCACUUUGGCAGACCCAACCUGCCUGACUUGGAUUUACCAUUCGCACAUUGAUACACCUCGAGAUAUCAGUUCUGGGUUAAUCGGACCAUUGCUGGUUUGUAAAAAAGGAAGUUUAGAUGAUACCUUGAUACAAGGCACUGAUGCUGCUAAAGGCUUUGCCCUGAUGUAUAGCAUUGUAGAUGAAAAUCUCAGCUGGUAUAUUGAUGCAAAUAUAAAAGCUUUCUGCUUGGACCCAGCCACGGUUGACAAAGAGGAAGAAGGUUUCAAGAACAGCAACAAAAUGCAUGCUAUUAAUGGCUACAUUUUUGGAAAUCUCCCCACCUUGGAGAUGUGUGCUGGUCAAUCCGUGUCCUGGUAUUUGAUUGGAAUGGGUAAUGAGAUAGACAUCCACUCUGCAUAUUUCUAUGGCCAUACCAUCAUUAACAGAGGCCACAGGGCAGACGUCGUCAACCUGUUUCCAGCAACCUUCAUUACAGUGGAAAUGAUUGCAGGGAAUGUUGGGAAGUGGCUGUUAGCCUGUCAAGUAAAUGAACAUUUACAAGCUGGUAUGAAGGGGCUGUAUAACGUUCAGAUCUGCCAUAAAAAUGUUUCUCAGCCUUCAUUGACUGGUCAGGAAAGAAGAUAUUUUAUUGCUGCUGAAGCCGUGCUAUGGAAUUACGGCCCUGAAGGCUAUGACAAAUUCACGGGGCAGGCCUUGAAUACCACUGGCAGUGAGUCUGCACCAUUCUUUACACAAGGGACAGAUAGAAUAGGAGGACAGUACUGGAAAGUUCAGUUUGUGGAAUACACUGAUGACAAGUUUACCAGAAAGAAGAACCGAACUGAGGCUACAAUGCACCUUGGAAUACUUGGCCCAGUUAUCAAGGCUGAAGUGGGAGAUACUUUGUUAGUUACCUUUGCCAACAGAGCUGAGAAGAACUAUAGCAUUAUGCCACAUGGUGUGAGCUAUAGCAAGCAAUCAGAAGGAACGUCCUAUUUAGAUGGACAUUGGAAGUUGGGAGCCCAUGUUAAACCCUGUGAGACCUUCACAUACAAAUGGAGAGUGCCUGAAAACGUAGGCCCAACCACCAGCGAUCCACCGUGCCUGACUUACCUGUACUACUCAGCAUCUGAUCCAGUCAUGGACACCAACUCUGGCCUUGUGGGACCUUUGAUAGUUUGUAGAAAGAACACUUUGAAUCGUGAUGGAACACAGAAAGGAAUAGACAAGGAAUUUUAUCUGCUCUUCACAGUCUUUGAUGAGAAUCUCAGCUGGUAUCUUGACAAAAAUAUUAAGGUGUUUACUGGGGACCCCUCAAAGGUAAACAAUGAAGAUGAGGAUUUCCAGGAAUCCAACAAAAUGCACGCUGUAAAUGGCUACUUGUUCGGUAAUCUGCCAGGAUUGGUGAUGUGCAAGGAUGACAACGUUUCUUGGCAUAUGAUUGGCUUAGGUACCUUCACGGACAUGCAUGGAGUUCAUUUCCAAGGAAACACCAUCCAUUUGAGCGGGACGACAAGGGAUACUCUGGCCUUGUUUCCCCACUCGUCGGGGACAGCGCUCAUGCAGCCAGACCACGUGGGCAUUUUUAAAGUGGUUUGCAGAACAUUUGAUCACUUUGUAGCUGGAAUGAAACAGACAUAUGAAGUGAAUAGGUGUAGCAGUACAGCUCGCCCGGGGCAGCCCUAUGGAACCAUGAGAACAUAUUACGUUGCUGCGGAAGAACUGGAAUGGGAUUAUGCACCUAAUAAGACCUGGGCUCUGAGUGGCAAAGAUGCAAGUUACGGGAAAAUUUUUGUAAGCCCAGGUGAAGAUCGGAUUGGUUCAAAAUACAAGAAGGUGGUUUACAGAGAGUACACAAAUGGAGAAUUUACAGAGCACAAAGUGAGAUCAGCACAUGAGGAACACUUAGCAAUCCUAGGGCCCUUAAUCCAUGCAGAGGUUGGUGACUCCAUACUGGUUAUAUUUAAGAAUAAAGCUAACAGGCCCUAUUCAAUAACUGCACAUGGCAUAGAGGAAGUGGGUAGUGGAGAAAGACCUGGAACGCUAAUCACUAUGCCUGGGGAAAUAAAUACAUACAGAUGGAAUGUCCCAGAAAGGUCAGGUCCGGGUUCUUCUGAUCCAAACUGCAUCAGUUGGGUUUAUUAUUCAACAGUGAAUUUUGUCAAGGACACUUACAGUGGUUUGGUUGGGCCGCUAGUAAUUUGCAGAAAAGGAAUACUAAAUGAAAAGGGUUUAAGGAGAGAGAUUGAUCGUGAAUUUGCUCUUCUGUUCAUGGUCUUUGAUGAAAAUGAGUCCUGGUAUUUGAAUGAAAAUAUUGAAAAGUAUCUGCAUAAGUGUCCUGAUGACUUUAAUCACACCGAGGACUUUCUGGAGGGUAACAUCAUGCAUGCAAUUAAUGGAAGGGUCUAUGACAAUCUCCAUGGGCUAACAAUGAAAGAAGGUGCAAACACAAACUGGUACUUGAUAGGAAUGGGAAAUGAAAUCGAUAUCCAUACAGUCCAUUUCCAUGCAGAGACCUUCAUCUUCAAGACAGAUAAUGAUCACAGAGCAGAUGUGUAUGACCUUUUCCCUGGGACGUUUCAAACAAUCGAACUCAUAGCAGAUAACCCUGGAACAUGGCUUCUGCACUGUCACGUAGCUGACCACAUUCAUGCUGGCAUGGAGACAACUUUUACCAUCAGCAAAUCAGACAACAACGUUCCUUUAGAAGGAGGAGUAACAACCACAGCAUAUGACUCAAUUAAUGUAAAACACCAGGAUACUGUAAAGGGUGGUGACAGAGAAGGAAUAAAAUUCUUAGGCAAAGCUCUGGGUGCAGGAGAAGCUAGCUCAACACUCAUAGCCCUUUUUUCUGUUGGACUUGUUCUUCUGGCAACAGUAUUAACCCUCAUCAUCCUCAUCACUUGUCAGAGAAAAAGGACAUACUACAGGUACCCAGAUAAGCUGUUUUCCUCCCAGCUCAUUCUCCUGGCGCCAGGCUGCGUAUGUGGAUUCCUACUGCUGGGCAGCUGUGCAGCAAAAGCAGUUAUCACAGAGCGAUUCAGGACACAUUCCACUGUGGCUUCAUAAAUUUUUCCCAUAUAUCCUGCUACUAGUUGCUAUCCUGUUGUAUCUACCAUGCUUGUUCUGGCGCUUCACUGCAGCACCUCAUCUUUGCUCAGAUCUGAAAUUUAUUAUGGAAGAACUUGACAAGGCCUACAACAGGGCAAU
Molecule: messenger RNA, 3758 nt
Organism: Caretta caretta (loggerhead turtle)
Lineage: Eukaryota; Metazoa; Chordata; Testudines; Cheloniidae
Gene: HEPHL1
Product: hephaestin like 1
Biological process (GO): iron ion transport
Cellular component (GO): plasma membrane
Molecular function (GO): ferroxidase activity; copper ion binding
Source: RefSeq, a predicted model, not a curated record